This is a messenger RNA of Aplysia californica (California sea hare), 803 nucleotides long. RefSeq names its product glutamine synthetase. Lineage: Eukaryota; Metazoa; Mollusca; Gastropoda; Aplysiida; Aplysiidae. The record is from RefSeq and is a predicted model, not a curated record. Gene Ontology annotation, molecular function: glutamine synthetase activity. Gene Ontology annotation, cellular component: cytoplasm; membrane.
GGUGGAAGCGUAAAGUAAACGUUCCCUGUUCCCGUCAUCUCAUCAGUCGUUACGUUGUUGUGUCUGCAGACUGACAGUGGCGGCCACGGAGGGAAGAAGAGUAUCGUCUUUGUGGAGAAGUCAACAGCCCUCAACAACAGAAUGCCCUUGACAACCAACAACAGAGAUGGCCCUGCAGUGGUAGAGACGCCCCUGUACGAUGACGUAGACGGCCAACCCAAGAGCCAGGAGCGUCUCCUUGACUACGACAUGGUGCUCUGCACAGCCUGUGACGUCAACGGCUCCCCGCGCGGCCAUUUUGUCAUGAAGAACGCUCUGGCGUCUUUGCUGGAGGAAGGUCUCGAGGUGCCAUUCACAACUGGAGUUCUGGGGUUCAAAUCCGAAGUCCCUACCAGUGUGGAGCGGUACAGAGGUAGCAGCCCGGCCAGUCGGCUCGUGCCUGAUGUGUCCACGUUCAAACCCAUCUCCUGGAUGUGUCAGGACGGUCGUAAGGUAAAAGACGUGUGUAACCACCUCCACAUGAUGGGGGAGCAGAAGAUGUUGUACCAGCAAAUGACAGAUCUCAUCGCUUCCGGCGUUCCCAUAGAAACCUUUAUGAAGGAGUAUGGGCCGGGGCAAAUUGAGUUCUCCAUGGAGCCGCAGUACGGAAUCAAAAUGGCGGACGUGACCCACCGGCUGAGGUACCUGGCGAAGUCUGUGUGCAAGAGGUCAGGGUUCGAGCCCAGCUUCAUGACUCGGCCACAGAGCGAGUUCGUGAGUAGCGGCUACCACUUCAACCACUCACUCUGGACUCUGGACGGCAG